AUUUGGUUGGGUUUUUUUCACUGGAGGACCACAAAACUGCAGGCAGGUCCCUGUUGUUUUAGGAUCAGUACCUAACUGGUAAGAACUCUCAGAGAACUAAUGAUAUGAGCAUUUAUGUCACUAAUUUUUUAGGGCAUAAAGAAAAAAAAAGCAGAGUAAGAAGGGUGUCAGAUAGACACAGACUGUGAUUACUCACAUGUGACUGUAGAGUUUGUGUGGAGCUGAAGCCCCAGGCCAGUACCUGUUCAUCCUAUAGAUACCGGUCAGGUGUAUGCUUUCAAGUUACUGAAGCAAUUUUUGUUUAACUGUUACUUACAAUGGCUCAUUAGUGGGUUAUUCCACUGGGUAGCUUAUUCUGUUGUUGCUGUUAUGGCAUAAUUGGGUCUUUCAGAGGACUUGGGGUCAGUAAGAACAUGAUGUCCAUGUACAGGUUUGGGAGAACACUUUGGUUCUAUGACAUUUUGCAUUUUCAGUGCAAAAGACGCUCUCUAAAAAGGAGAGCUACUUGCUGAUUCUUCAUUUCUGAGGGGGACAAGCUAAGCUGGGAGUGAGGAACUGAUAAUUUCUGAAUUCACUUCUGUUGACGAUGCUUUUUCUUUCUUUGUAUUAAAAUUUAUAGUGCAAGUGUGGUUUUGUGCCUCUUAAACUAGCAGCUGUGGUGAAUGUACCAAACUCUCGUGGCUGUGAAGAUCUGUCUCAUUAUAUAAGAGGCUGUAACAGAGAAACUAACACCUUUUUGUUCUGUUUUUUGAAAUUUGGCGCAGCUCCCGGUAAUCUGGACAGCUAUUUUUGGAUUUUACUGCUUCACAAAUUCAGUUGUUCGGGGGGUUUUCUGACCUUUUACAUGUCUUCUAGAAGCUUGAAAUUACUAUGCUAAGGUUUUCCAGUUCUCAAAGGAAUGCAUUUAUUUGGAGGAAGAAGGAAGGAAAGAGAAUGCUGUUCACAUGCACCCUGGUUUUACAGUGCUUCUUUUAAAAGUACUCUUGCAGUUCCUCUGGCUCAGGAUCCCAUACUGUAACCAGAAAACCUCCAGUUACUGAUUGUCCUUGGCAAUUUGAGCUGCUGCUAUUUCCCAUAUCUCACUCUUAAGCUUAUAUUGAGUGUUUAAACACGUUCUGUGACAUGCUUAUAUUGGAGAUCAUUCAUUCCAUUAAUAGUCCAUGUGCAUAACUGCAGUGAAUGACACUGCCCUCUCCGAGUUCAGGGCUUGUACCACCCCAUGAUGCUGUUGCAGGGAAUAAAAGAAAACUGGGUUCUGGUCCUGAGCCCACUGGUUAAGAACGUUGCUGCAGAGACCUGUAUGUGAUUGCAUGGUGGGGAAAGAAUUAAACAAAAGCUGACUAGCUGUUCUACCCUCCUAAGUCGGAUUUAAAGGAUUUAAGCAAAUCUGCUGGAAUUCCUUGAUCUUACUCCUGUUCCUCACAGCUCGAGUAUUAUACUGGGUCUGGGUAUGAUUGCUGUUAACUACCUCUCUUCUUUGGGCUUUCGCUGAAGAUCUCUUAGGGAGGAAGCACUGAUUAUUUCAGCUGGUCUUAAUGAAUAGUAGUCCUGCCAGUUCAGGAGAAAUAGGUUGAGUUCUAGAGAGCCAAGAACGUUUUAGAAGAUGGUACUUCAUGUUCAGAAGGGUCAGUACAUAAUAAUCUGGAAAAAUCAAGACAGAAAGACUGUAGGAACUAUGCUUAUAUCAGUGUGAGAAGGUGACUUGUGUUAAAUAGCAGACUUGGGGAUUUACAGCUACUUCAAACUUGCCCACACAAAAGAGUUCAAGGUCUGUUUUACCUUAUCUUUAGAUAUGUUACCUAUCUAAACUGCCAUAGUUAUAUUGUUAUGAUUUCCUUCUUGGUCUUCCUCUCCACCUUGGGGAGGGCUGUGCAGCCAUGAGAAGCUUUGGAAAAUCUGAGCUCCACCUCUCUCAAGAUGUCAUAAUGGCAAGAAGGAAAUAGUUCCAAAGGAGGACCCAUCACAGAGGAGACAACUGCAAAACCUGCUGUAUCUUUGCACAGCUUGUCAUUCCUCCAGAAACUGAAUGCCAAACUUGGACUUCUGUGGCUUUUUGGUGCACCGAUCUGUGCUUCCUUUAAUAUCACUGUCUGGGAAAUCACUUUACCUAGGAAAGCCUUGCCUUGAGAGGGAAGCAACUUACAAGCUACUGUGAGAGGAAUCCAGUACAGGCUUUUGCUAGAGGUUUUAAACACUGUUAGUAUGUGUCAGAGGGCUAAAUAGAUGUGCGUCUUAUGGGAGCUCUGAAGGGGUAUCAGCAACCCCUCUACUUCUGACUAAGGAGCACGUUUCCCUGAAUGCUAGUAGAUUUUUCUGUUGCUGCCUCCAGUAUAUCCUUUCCUUGUGUUUUCACUGGAGUAAGUGUUCUAAAUUCCAACACAUUCCCAUGUUUUCAUUUUGCUUUGCCUUUUUUUGCUAGUGCUGCCUGAGAAUUACAGCGUGCUGUAGCAUCUAAGCUGUUUCCAUCCCCUGUUGCCCUGAUUGUCUGCCUCCCUCACUGCGAGGAUAUAGGAGAUUUGCUCCUAAUUAACCCAGUGUAAUUCUUGGCCAGAUCCAGCGUGUCCAGAAUACACUGUGGUACAAAUCCACUCCAGAAAGGUCUCCCUCCUGCCACUCAGUGACUCCUGUAAAAGGUCCAGCAUGUAGUGAAAUUUCCUUGCCUUUGACAAGUGGCUGAGGAUGAGGCAACACAAAACUGGCAUGUGAUGUGUCUUUGGAAAUGCUACUCAGCAGACUUGGCCAGAAGUGAGCUCAUUUCUUAAGGUGACCUUCAUGUUUCAUGCUGCAGAACACCAGGAGUUAACCCCUCUAAAAUCAGAAUAUAAAUAUAUGAAAUGCUCAGACUGAGCUGAGGACUGACACAGGGCAUGCGUAAAAAAAAUUCCAAGACUGAACAGCAUCAAAUGGACCAGUUCCUUUCCUGGGUUUAAUAAUGUUUCAAACUUUUGUGGUAGCCUCUAAUCUUAAUUCAUAUGAAGGAGCAGUAAACUUGAAAGCACUAAAAACCCCCACAGGAUUGUCCAUAGCAAUACAAUAAUGAUCAACCCUCUGGAAAGCAUCCUAGCCAAUCGAGUGAAAACGACUUUGCAGCCCAAGGUCAAGAAGACACUCGAUGGAAAAGAUCUCUGGAGGCAGUAGGCAUGGUGAGAAGAACCAAGGAGAAGAGAUGAGGAGAGAAAGGGGAAAGUGAAAUUCUGAGACGCUGCUGGGAACUUUGAUCCCGUGCAUCCCUUUCCCUGCAUAGAAAUGGAAGAGGCAUCCCGCUCCCUCUGGGGCGGAGCGGCUAGUGCCCUGCUCCCGGAGAAACCCAGCUGCAGAGCUCGGGGAGGAGGCAGCAGCUGAGCGUGAAUGUGAUGCUUGAGGAAGCUUCUGCUCACUUUGCACAGGAGGGAUGGAGGUCCCCAAAGUACUUGGGCUCCUGGUAAAGCUCUUAGGUCUGUUAUCCUGUCUCAGAUGCAUGGAGGCUUUCCUGGGAUCCCAGCCCAACCAAAACCAUUUGCAGAGUGCAGUGUCCAGCGUGUGUGGCAUUGGACCUCUCGGGUAUUACAACGGCUCACUGGCGGUCACUGAGGCUGGGGCAGAGUGCCUCAACUGGGCAGAGUUCCCUGAUUACGUUCAGCAGUACCCAGACCGUGGCUUGGGGGACCACAACCACUGCAGGAACCCGGAUGGGGGAACUACACCCUGGUGCUUCUACCGGCUUGCAUCAGGAGCCAUCGGCUGGGCUAACUGCGACUGUAAUCAAGGUGCUGUGCGGUUGGCUGAAGAUAGUAGUGUGGAGUUGUACUUCAAUGGACUCUGGGGCACCAUCUGUGCUGACCACUGGACUGACUGGGAUGCCAGUGUUGUCUGCAGGCAGCUAGGUCUCAGUGAGAUCGGCACGGCUGGGAAGAAGAGUCAUCCCAGACUGUGGCCUGUUCCGCUGCACCUGCAGUCAGCGAACUGCCACGGGGAUGAGAAAGCCCUGCUGCAGUGUGGCUAUCGGAAAGCUAUGUCAGGAGCUUGUAACCAGGGGAGUGCCAUGGUAACCUGUGUCCCUCCAGAAGGUGUAGGUGCCCCGCUGCGUUUAGUUGGGGGAAAGGAGAGCUUUGAAGGACGAGUGGAGGUUUACCAUGAUGGCAAGUGGGGUACCAUCUGUGAUGACCAGUGGGAUGACGAGGAUGCUGAAGUAGUCUGUAGGCAGCUGGGACUCAGUGGGAACCCAAAAGCCUUGUCGUGGGCUCACUAUGGGCAGGGAUCUGGCCCAAUCCUGCUGGAUGAAGUGGAGUGCUCAGGCAAUGAGCUUUCACUUGACCAGUGCAAGAAGAGUGACUGGGGACAGCAGAACUGCGACCACAUUGAAGACGCUGGGGUCUCCUGUGACCCUUUCACAGAGGGCACUGUCAGGCUGGCUGGUGGCCACAGCCCCAACGAAGGCAGGGUAGAAGUUUAUUACAACGGUGACUGGGGCACAGUAUGCGAUGAUGGCUGGACAGACCUUGGUGCACAGGUGGUCUGCAGGCAGCUGGGCUUCAGUGGCCCUGCUACCCUGGCCUCCGAAGGGGACUAUGCUGCUGGCCAAGGCUUUAUCUUACUGGAUGAUGUGGCUUGUGUGGGGACAGAGCUAUCCCUCCUGGACUGUCCCCACAGCAACUGGGGGCAGCAUGACUGCUCACAUGCUGAGGACGUGGGAGUCCGCUGUUCUCCAGAGAGCAACACAGUCAUGGAUAGCAGCCUGGGGCCUCCUGUGCGGCUGGUAGAUGGAGAGAGCACCAAGGAGGGACGGGUUGAGGUGUUCCUGAAUGGGCAGUGGGGCAGUGUCUGUGAUGAUGGCUGGACGGACAGAGAUGCUGCAGUGGUUUGCCGGCAGCUGGGAUUCAGCGGUACAGCAAAAGCCAGAGCAAUGGCUUAUUUCGGCGAAGGCCAUGGGCCUAUCCAUCUGGACAACAUAGAAUGCAGUGGCACAGAGCACGCCCUGGGGCAAUGUGUCAGGCCUGACACUGGGAUUCACAGCUGCUGGCACAGUGAGGAUGCUGGUGUGAUCUGCGACUAUGUGGAAGAGAAGGUCCAAGAUAUCAGGAGAACAGGUCCAGAGUUUGGUGUGUGUGGGAUGCGCCUGCUUCACCGUCGCAAGAAAAGGAUCAUAGGUGGAAACAAGUCUCUCAGAGGUGGUUGGCCGUGGCAGGCCUCACUCCGGUUGAAAGGUUUUCGUCAAGAUACUCGUCUGUUGUGUGGAGCAACACUGAUCAGCAGCUGCUGGGUGGUGACUGCAGCCCACUGCUUCAAAAGGUUUGGUGUUGAUGUACGGCGCUACCUGCUGCGGGUGGGUGACUACCACACAGGUGUGAAGGAUGAGUUUGAGAGGGAGCUGCCUGUGGAGCGGAUUGUCCUUCACAGGAACUACUGGGCUGGCAGCAAUGAUAAUGACAUUGCCCUGGUCCGGAUGCGGGGCAGAGAGGGGCACUGUCUCUCCUUCAAUCGCCAUGUUCUGCCUGUCUGCCUGCCCAACAGGAAAGAGAAGUCUGACAUCAACAGGCAAGCCUGCAUCAUCUCUGGCUGGGGAGACACAGGGAAGUCCUAUUCAAGAACCCUCCUGCAGGGAGUGGUGCCUCUUCUCCCACGGGAAGACUGUGAGGUCCGUUAUGGGCAGAAGUUCACUAACCGCAUGAUUUGUGCUGGAAACCUCUCUGAAGAUAAACGGGUGGACAGCUGCCAAGGUGACAGUGGAGGGCCACUCAUGUGUCAGAGGUCAAAUGGACGCUGGAUCAUUUUGGGGAUUACUUCUUGGGGUUACGGCUGUGGCCGGAAGGAUUCCCCCGGUGUGUACACAAAGGUCAGCAAAUACGUACCCUGGAUCAAGAAAGUGACCAGGCUAAAAUGAAAAUGUCUGAGCUCUAGGAGCUUCAACAUAUGGUCCUUUUUGUCCUGCAGCAGCAGAAGGCUGUGGCUUCUGGCCUGGUGACUGAUGAAGAUUUAUUUUCUCAUUGGACACUGGUAAAAGACUUUAACGUAGAACUGGGAGAAAAACAGUUGUGGCUGAUUCUUCAAAGUCUUUGUUUUCACUUUAGUCCAUAACCUCUGAGCAGAGAAAGCAGGUGCACACUGCUAAGAAUGAUGAGUCUAUGUUGCUCUGACUAUCAGAGUCCUGUAAUACAAUCACAUUUGUUCCUUUGCCCUGGCACACACAAAUGGUAGAAGUGGAGAGAUACCUGCCUCUGCAAAUCUAUUCCUGUUUUUGUAGCUUGCACAGUUGAAAAACGUUGCAAGGAGAGCUGAGAUGCUUGGAAGAUGGCACCAGGCUCUGGCAUAGUGGAAAACUUCAGAUAUUUUUUUAUAACAGCUCUCUUCAGUUCCAGGAAUUAGAAGAUUUGACCUGAGCUGAGGAACAGGCCAACAGCUGGGUUUUUUUUCCUUCCCUGUUAUGUCUCUAGGGGGAACCUUUUCUUUUCUGAAUAGUAGGUCUGCUCCCAUACAAUCCCUUUAAAGUGUCUGUCCCUACUAAGAGAUGUUUGUGCCUCAUGCUGUAAUCCUCUAUCACACAUUUCCAGCUGCCAGAUGCUUUGGUUUUAUUGCUUCUUUCUCAAUAUAGUGGUUCUUUUGUGUUUGUUUCAUUAUUUUUUUCCCUUAAAGCAGCAACUCUUAGCAUCAGUUGUUGGUGUGAGAGUAAAUCUUCAUUUUUAAGAGACAAUAGGUUUUUUUCCCUCGUGAUUACUAUGAAGAACUUAAAAAUGUGAUGUCAAAAGGCUGAAUAGACAUGUUAUUUUUCUUUAAAUCCAAGUGUAAUGUUAAUUUCAAACAUUCAGGUGUUGAAUCAUGAUUUAACAGCUCUGCAGGAAUUUUCUUUUGGUACCUUAUUCACCACAGCUAUUAGCUGCCCUUUAUUUGUGAUGUUAGUCUUUAAUAUCUCUGUGUUCACAAUUGUCCCAUGAAACACAGAAAUACUCCUGAGGCAUAGAUACACCUCAAGGAAAUUACUCACUCCUGCGUCCUAUUCUUGCAGCCUCUGGGCUAUGCUUCCUCUCUUCUCUUCUUUGCACUAUUUCUCUUUUUAUGCCUCUCAGCGGGAAUAAACUGACUUAACUUGAGGGUAUGCAGGCACUGACAUCAAGCUGUAGUUCUUAGCCUGAACAGAAAUAAUGCUUUCUCUUAAGAAAGCAGGAGUUACUGAGUACUCCUUCUCAUGCAAACAAAUGAAGAGUUUCCUCUUAGGCCUUAAGCACUUUUGUAAGUUAAUUUACUAUUCUCAAGUAAGCAGAAAAGUAUAAAAAUAGAUGGAAGGGCUAAGUGCAUUAACAGUUGUGCAGUGCACAGUGACUUCUUACUAUGUGUAGGCAAGCCAGAGAGAGGACAGGUCUGCUCAGGAGCAGGGGCAGUAAGCUUUGAUGUAUAACCAAGGACCUGAACAUGGAAUAGUAAUAGACAUACAGAACUUGUGCCAGAUGUGUGUGUUUUGGAUUUGCUUAUGCACUGUAGGGUAGGCAAUGAUGGGGUCAGGCACUGGCCUGCUGUCUAGGAGGUCUGCACUCAAGGCACCGAGGUGUUACCAAGGCAAGAACAGAAGGCAGAGCACAGCCUGUGGAUUAGCAAUGUCAUAUUACAGGGCAUGUGGUGAUGGGUUCCUUAAAAUUGCCUUGGGUUCAAUAAGUAGUGAUUACUAAAAGCUUUAAUUUGUCUCCUAGAAAACAGCUUCAUGUAAAGGUGCUGACCUGGCUAGGUAGCUGAUUUUUGUGUGUGGAUGCUAAACUGAACAGUUCCAUUUACCCUCUCCAGGGAUUAUAGGAUAGUUGGGUCAUCGGUGUCGCAAUGGACUGUUUAAAAAUCCUGCUUGAAAACUUUAUUUUAAAAAAGGAUUGUAGGAAUCUUUAAAGCAUGCAAUGUUGGAACCCCUGCGAAGUGGCCUUUGAGACAGAUCUGAUCUGUUUGUGCCUCUUCUCGAGAGGCUGAAUGUCUGCAGUGCAGCUUGUGCUGAUAAGCCUGCUGAAGUGCCAGGCUUGGUGCUUUGGCAGCGCUGUGCUUGGCUCCAUGUUGGCUCUGUUGUCCUACAGCUGCUGGCAGAGUCCCUAAGAUACAAGCUGCAGGCUGUUCCUUAUCUCCCAGGAAUUAAAAUGACAGGAGGACUGAGGGCAGUUGUGUCACAGACCUCUGGUCUUGUGGGGAAUUAAAUGAAUGCCAAGUUCCACACUGGCAGCAACAGUACCUGUCUGGGAAAUAUGGAGGGAUUUGGCUUUUAGCUUCGGCCUCCCCCAAGCCAGCAUGCUACGGCAGCUGAAACGGAGUUUCUGUGCCUUGGGUGCUGUCACAUCUCUAGUUUGACCUGGUUUGAUCUUUCAGUUUAUACCCAUAACCACAACAGGUACAGAAACACCCAAAGGACUGAAACUAUGAGGUUAUUUCCCUAAGCCUACUUAGCUCAUUCCAAUUCAGGAGUUAGAACGAAUUACCAUGUAACAUGAGUGAGACACAGGCCUGGCAUUGACUUCUGAAAUGCCCAUGUACUAGUUCAAAGUAUUUCUUUCUCCUAGGUCUUGUCACUGUGAAAGCUGUGCAAAUCCUGUAAUUAACAGCCCAUGAGUCCUACAUGAGCCAGGAGGAGGGAAGGAAAUAUCCAAUCUCCUUCACCUGCUUUUACACCCUACUGGUACUAUAGGCAAGCCUGCCAAUACUCUCCUCAAUUCUCCUGACCUGUUUUUCAGAGCACCACUGUUGCUCUUUACUGUUUAAGCUGGGACUGUGGCCCAAACCAAACUCACAUGCUUUGCCACCGAGGCUUACUGGAACUGUGUGGUUGGAUGAGCGGCACUCAGCCACCCUAGGACAGUAUUUUGUACUUAAUGUUGGCCAGCAGCAGAUGUUUUGAAGGAUAGUACAUGUGAGUUUGUACCAAACAAGUUUUAACAACCUUUCCUUUUGGGGAAUUUUGUUCUUGGCCCAUUUAAAUUAAUUACUUGCAUUACUGUUAUUAUCACAACAAAUAAAAGUACAAGUGCUUGGUCCUCAAGGUGUUGUACAAACACUAUGCACUAUCCUUUUGUGAUUCUUUUUUUUUUCUGAAGUGUGAGAGUUUAUAUCCCUAACUUUUAAAAAGCUAUUUAAUGUAAACAGUCUUCAUCUUCCAUAUAGUUGUUUAAUCCUGUAUUUAAUCCAACUAAACUCUCAGCCUCAAUAUAAUUUUGAGAACCAAUCUCAGAGAACCAAUAUAAUUUUAUUCUCUGUAGCACAUAAUUUCUUUUUAUGGCUCCUGAAUUAAUUGCCUUUUGUUUUCAUUGAAUCCCAUCUGUCCUUGUGUUCUCAGCUAUCAGAGGAAAUAAUGGGCCUGGCUUUAUAUUCUCUGUUGACCAUUACUCUAGAGGUAGUCCCUUUUCUAAAACUGGCUUCUCUGUCUCUCUUUAACCCAAACUGUCUAUGUAUCUGAUAACAUGCUGACAGUCUUGCCAUGUCUUUUUUUUCUGCUGGAUCUUUAAGCUUUGGUAAUCAGAACUGAAUGCAGUUUGCCAGGGGAGGCUAUGCCAUCUGCUGAUUAUUUUCAGUAUUAUUUUUUAUUUCCCACAGUAGGAAAUGCUGUAUGUGUGUUAUGUAUGUAUGCUGGAGCUGGCUUUAAACUCGCUAGUGUGCUCUUGGCGGCAGCCUGGCUACAACGGGAUGAAAACCAGCCAAGGUUAAGUUCCCCUCGUGUCUCAGGCAGCUGCAGCAGCCCCUGAGUGCAGAGCAGUUGCUGUGGGUAUGGCUGGGGAGCAUAACGCAGCUCUGGGCAGGGAGAACCUGACCAGCUGUGUGGGGCUUUGCCUUGGCUGACAUACUUGUAGGGCUGAUACAUUCAUCAGUCUUUGCACCAUUAGUCCGUUGGAUAAGGCUAAUGAACAUACACUAUUUUCAGGAGCCGAUUGCUCAGUCACUGUUGCUGGUAGCUGCACUGUGCUGUGUGGAUGCCAUGAGACAGCACUCCCGUAGCAGCAUGGCACACGCUGGUUAUUUGAGAAAGGGAACGUCACUAUGACUGGCUGGGAGCAUUGGCAGGAGUAGAAAUGUGGCUAUGGUAAGGGUCUAAGGAGCAGCUAUUAGUGCUCCAGGUACCCAUCUUUGAGGGGAUACCCCAGUGCUUUACAAAGGCUGACCCAGUGCUGGUGUCUUCCUGACCUGCAGUGCCUGCACUGGUACCCUUACCAGCCCUGUCUUGACACCAGUCCAGGCUUUGGCCAGCUGAAGCUGGAUUAAAGAUUUAUCCCUUUCCUGUAGCUGAGCACUGUUCUGAUGAUUUCUAUGAAUUAUAUUAUAUGCUGUAAUUAAUCAGGCAGCUGUUUAUUAACCUGGACAGGAUGUCGAUUAUCCUUGUAAUCCUUUUACGCUUGUAGCAGAGAAUAACAGAUCACUUUCUCAAAGGUGUUAGUGGAGGCAUUGGUGAGGAACCAGGACCAUGGAUAUUUGCUAUCUCAGGGGUAAGAGAGGUAGGCCUGCCUUUUGUCUGUCUUCCUUCCUUUCUGAAGCCAAUAUCCUGAAGUCUCUUCAUCCCCCAAAAAAGCUGCAGUGAUCCGUCAACCACUUGAAGACAGAUUUUUGUGUGUAUAUUCAGCAAUCAGAUGACAGCUUUUGAGACAUGAACUGUGCUGUGUGAUUUAACACCAUCUUGACAGACUUGCCGGGGAGUUUCUUGCAGCCGGGGGGAACAGAAUGGCCCCUGGUGGUAACCAGCUUGGGACCACUCCUUGUGGAAUGAGGCACUGUGACCUGCACCAAUGCAUAUCUCUUGUGCUGUAUUAUUUGUUCAGAAAAAUAUUUAAUGUCCCACCUAAAGAAAUAAAACUCACUUGUGUAGUAGUCCACUCAGUCGUCUUAAAAUCCCUUUCUGCUAACCAGGGGCUGAGCACCUCUGAAAUCAGUCAAGUGCCAAAACUGUCAUAUCCCCUGGAUCAACACCAAUGGCUCACAAGGUGUGUUAAUAAAUGGAUUAUACUGUGA
Molecule: messenger RNA, 10932 nt
Organism: Falco peregrinus (peregrine falcon)
Lineage: Eukaryota; Metazoa; Chordata; Aves; Falconiformes; Falconidae
Product: neurotrypsin-like
Exons: 17
Coding region: 3392-5860 (822 amino acids)
Biological process (GO): proteolysis
Cellular component (GO): membrane
Molecular function (GO): serine-type endopeptidase activity
Source: RefSeq, a predicted model, not a curated record